UAAAACCCUCUCGUACCGCCUCCCAUUACAGACAUGUUUACCCCUACAUCAAGCGAGCGAGAGUCAGUGAGCAGAGGAAACAAGCGAGCAGUGGCAGCUGGCGCUGGCGGAGCCGCAGUACGGCACCUCAGCAAGGACAAUCCUAUCGAGAGCUUUUAGGAAUAGCCGUUGGGACAACACGCGGCGACGUCACAAAACUUGACAGGAAGUAUUCUGCUGCUAGCGGUCAGCUGAUCAAGCAAACGUCUACAGGUCCAACAGGCAAAGAUGGCCUACCCUAAAUCCCACAACCCGUUUGCAGACGAUGACGAUGAUGAAGGUUUUAGGCCUAAAAAUAGGGGGUUCGAUGACGACUCCAGUGACAGUGGGAUGAGUGAAGCAGAGAGGAGACAGAAGCACCUCCAGCAGGAAGUGAUGCGUACAGCUCAGUCAGCUGUGGACAGCAGUUACCGUUCCAUCGGCCUCAUCUAUCAAUCAGAGAAGAUGGGUGUGGAAACUGCUGAAGAGCUGGUGCGACAGGGUGAGGUUCUGAAGAGGGCCGACAAGAUGAUGGACAACAUGGAUCAGGACCUGAACACCAGCCAGAAGCACAUCAACAGUAUCAAGAGUGUGUGGGGGGGCUUUGUCAAUUACUUUAAGGGUAAGCCAGAGACAAAGCCACCACCUGAGGAGCCAAAGGCCUACCAGGCAAACGAGAGAUUACAGAACGCCAUGUCCAGCAGCAAAGAAAAUGAAGAUAAGUACCAAGCCAGCCACCCUAACCUAAGAAAGUUGGAUACAGGAGGGUUUGGAGCUUCUGCAUCAAUGGAUGACAGCUCAUCUAGACAGAAUGGAUACUCUCAGAACAGACACCUCCAAGAGGCUCACCAGACCCUCGACAAAAACCUAGAUGAGAUGUGCGGCGGCUUGAGUAGACUGAAGAGCCUUGGACUCGGCCUCCAGUCUGAGAUUGACGACCAGGACGACUCCAUUGAUUCUCUGAUGAAUAAAGUGGACAAGAUGGAUCUCAGGAUCCACAACACGAACCAACAGAUCAAAAACCUCAAAUAAAGCAAACAUUUGGACUGACCUUUACAGAGACAAGACACAGCAACAGGUCAUCCUCUCACUUGGCUCUCCUUCCUGACCUCCGGUCAAUACACUAUGUGAUCUUAUUGUCUUUAUGGAUGACUAAAAAGUCAUUUCAGAACAUUCAUUUCCGUGUCAGUUUUGUCCAUAAAUUCCUCCUGUGAAUUGUUCAUUUGUGUGCUUUGCCAGGAAGAUUUUAUCCCAUGUGCAUAUUAGUUGUAAGGGACUGUCCAGGUAAAAUUCAUUUCUUUAUCAAGCUACGCUGAGUGAUGAGAGACGUACAAUUGGCUACUAGUUUUCUCAUCAACAGAUAGUUUGACUAAUGAGGAAGAGCUUUUUAAAUUCAUUAAUAAAAGACAAGAACACGGCAUAUGUCUGAAACAGGAAUGUUUUGUGUGUCUGGUUCAUAUGUCAGUGUUAACUUCCUGGACCUCCCUCCACGUAUGUACUAAAAAACACUUUAGAAGUUCGCGUCACUUUUGCCUUACACAUAUUUUGUAUGUACAGUAGACUAGCUUUUGGUUCUGUGCCAUGAUUCUGUCUUCUGUGCUACAUCUCACGAUGAGAUGCUUCACUUUUUGAUUCUUUGAAGGUUUAGUUUGAAGUACAUUCAUGUUCUUCAGUUCUUUCCUGAGCUUUAUAUAAAUAUUGUUUUGAAUUCUGCAGAAUGUUAUUGAGUGAAUUAUUGUACAGCGUAAAUAAUGUGAACAAGCUGUGAAUAUAAAAACUCAAAACUGGAACAUCAUGAAACUUAAAACCUAAAAAAACAUUUAGGAGUUAAAACAUCAGGUAAUAAAAUUAUCAACCAUAAGAUAACAAAUAAGCCUUCGUGGUCACAAUGUUUAAUUCUUGCAUUGUAUAUAAUGUAUUGUAAUUAAAACCACAUACCCAAUAAAAGCAUUUUAAGGGGA
Molecule: messenger RNA, 1979 nt
Organism: Cottoperca gobio
Lineage: Eukaryota; Metazoa; Chordata; Actinopteri; Perciformes; Bovichtidae
Gene: snap29
Product: synaptosome associated protein 29
Biological process (GO): synaptic vesicle fusion to presynaptic active zone membrane; synaptic vesicle priming; exocytosis
Cellular component (GO): SNARE complex; plasma membrane
Molecular function (GO): SNAP receptor activity; syntaxin binding
Source: RefSeq, a predicted model, not a curated record